GAAUGGGUAAUAGCCACAGCUAUUCGUAUCUCUUUAGACAAAAUAAAUACUUUUGGAGAUGAAAUCUUCGAAGAUUCAUUAGUUCUCAAAUCUUAUUACUUCGCCAUCAGUGAUUUUUCAGUAGGAGCCAGAUGUCGAUGUUAUGGACAUGCUAGUGAUUGCGUCUAUACUCCAGACGAAGAAACUGGAAUAAUGAGACUCGUCUGUCGAUGUGAGCACCGUACUAUGGGAGACGAUUGUGAUCAAUGUUUACCCUUGUUUAACCAAAGACUGUGGGCACCUGCCACCCCCACAGAAGCUAAUGAAUGCAUAGGUAAACCAAUUAUUCAUUGAUAUAUUGCUUAUAUUUCCAGCAUGUUC
Messenger RNA from Parasteatoda tepidariorum (common house spider), 360 nucleotides. The record is from RefSeq and is a predicted model, not a curated record. Lineage: Eukaryota; Metazoa; Arthropoda; Arachnida; Araneae; Theridiidae.